This is a messenger RNA of Hordeum vulgare subsp. vulgare (domesticated barley), 1414 nucleotides long. Its product is annotated as origin of replication complex subunit 2. Gene Ontology annotation, biological process: DNA replication. The transcript is spliced from 6 exons. Gene Ontology annotation, molecular function: DNA replication origin binding. The record is from RefSeq and is a predicted model, not a curated record. The coding region runs from base 91 to 1233 and encodes 380 amino acids. NCBI's taxonomy places the organism in Eukaryota, Viridiplantae, Streptophyta, Magnoliopsida, Poales, Poaceae. Gene Ontology annotation, cellular component: nucleus; nuclear origin of replication recognition complex.
ACACCGAGCAUUAAACCGCCUGUGCCCCUUCCCCGUCCUCAAUCCUGGCGGCGGCGGCGGCGGCGGCGGGAGAAGACGAAGCGAGUUCCUAUGGCCCCGAGAGGCGGUCAAGCGGCGGCGAGCUCCGGCUCCGAAGACGAGGAGGAGGAGGCGGAGGCGGGCUUCUCCAGGAGCUAUUUCCUCGCCAAGGAGAAGGAGCCCUCCUCCGCCAAGAAACGCGCCCGCGCCGCCGCCGCCGGCAAGCUCUCCGACCUCAACCUCGUCGACGAGCAGGUGUUGCGAGCAUCCCUCGCCGAGAUACCCCCGAAGCACGAGAAGGAGGUGGAGGCCCUCACGAGGAGCUACAAGGAGCAGUACCGCAACUGGCUUUUCGAGCUGAGGUGCGGUUUCGGCCUGCUGAUGUAUGGCUUUGGGUCUAAGAAGCUGUUGCUGGAGGAUUUUGCCUCCACGACCUUGACUGAUUUCACUGUCAUUGUGGUCAAUGGUUAUCUUCCGUCAAUCAACCUGAAGCAAGUCAUAGCAACAAUAGCUGAAAUGUUUUGGGAGCAGACAAAAUUUAAGCGGAAACGCCAGUCAGCAACAAGGUCCCAACCAUCACAAACUUUUGCAUCCCAAUCAAUGGAUGAUAUCAUCUCGUUUUUGAACAACCAGACAUCAGAAGACGGUGUUGAUGGCGUGUGCCUUCUUAUUCACAAUAUAGAUGGACCUGCAUUGCGUGAUGCUGAAUCACAGCAGUGUCUAGCACAAGUUUCUUGCUGUCCACAAAUCCACAUUGUUGCAUCAGUGGAUCAUGUCAAUGCACCUUUAUUGUGGGACAAGAAGAUGGUGCACACACAGUUCAAGUGGAGUUGGUACCAUGUCCCAACAUUUGCACCUUACAAAGUUGAAUGCGUGUUCUAUCCAUUGAUACUUGCCAGUGGCGGGCAUGCACAAACCACAAAAACUGCCCUUGUUGUUCUUCAGAGUCUGACACCAAAUGCACAAAGUGUCUUUAGAGUUCUUGCUGAAUAUCAGUUAGCAAAUGAAAAAGACGAAGGUAUGCCUGUCAGCAGCUUGUAUACCAAAUGCCGUGAGCGUUUCCUGGUGAGCAGUCAAGUGACAUUGAACUCCCACCUGACAGAAUUUAAAGAUCAUGAUCUUAUAAAGAUCAAAAAGCACUCUGAUGGCCAAGAUUGCCUCCACAUCCCCCUUGUUCCUGAUGCGCUGGGGAAAUUGCUGCAAGAAUUGUCCUGAUAUUCAGACUAUUUACAUUUUCAGUUGAUUAUUUGAUUCAGCAAAACUCUUCCAAAGGAGAGGAUUUAUCUGCUACAUGUAGUGUUGCCAUUGAAAUAGCUCAGUUGAGUAUUCCAUACUGUUGUACAUUGUUUAUUGAGCACUUCGCUUUAUGAAAUGGCUGAAUGUUGCAUGUUACUCA